Rotaria sp. Silwood2 is the source of this 525-nucleotide messenger RNA. Lineage: Eukaryota; Metazoa; Rotifera; Eurotatoria; Philodinida; Philodinidae. The record is from the annotation of a GenBank genome assembly.
AUGAAAGCAGCUGGAUGGAUGAUUUUUAUUGGAGAUAUGUUACAUAAUUUUAUUGAUGGUUUAACAUUAGGUGCAGCUUUUAUGGUAUCCAUUGGUGAAGGUCUUCGAAUGACUUUACCAAUAGCAUGUGAAGAAUUUCCACAUGAACUUGGUGAUCUUGCUGUUUUACUUAGUAGUGGUUUAAGUAUUGGACAAGCAAUCAUUGUCAAUUUUCUAUCAGCUUGUAGUUGUUAUCUUGGAUUUUUUGUUGGCGCAAAAUUAGGAGAAUUAGAAGAAUUUCAUCCAUGGAUAUAUGCUUUAGCUGGUGGAAUGUUUGUGUAUGUUGGACUUGCAGAUAUGGUACCAGAACUUGUUUCAAUGGGUGAUGAGAUAGAAAAAGAUCAUAUUGACUCGAAGAAAUCCAUAACAACGAUUUUAAAACUUAAAAUAUUAUUAUGUCAAAAUAGUGGUUUUAUUCUUGGUGUUAUUCUCAUGUUUCUACUUGGAAAAUAUGGUACACAUUUAGAAAGUCUCAUUCACUUCUAG